AUGAAAACGGCGAACAAAUAUUUUGUCGGCACGAUCUCUGGCUUUGCCCUCACGGCCGUUGCAACAGGAUAUCUCUUCCGACGUGGUCCGGCCUCCACAACCGACGCAAUACCAAAAAACGCCCAUCAAGGCGUGAAGCCCACGAUGACGGUGACACACUCUUUCCGGACACUGUUCGCAGUGCCCCUUUCUUGUGAUGGCUGUGUCAAGGACGUUUCCGACGCCCUGUACAAGGUGUCUGGGAUUUCCAAAGUAGAGGGUAAUCUAAAAGACCAGCUGGUUUCGAUCGAAGGGACAGCACCCCCGUCUGCCAUUGUCAAGGCCAUCCAGGAGACUGGACGAGAUGCAAUUCUCCGGGGUUCGGGAACAUCGAACAAACGGAGAGUGUACGAACACCGUUACAGCCACGUCACGGGCCCGGGGUCUACACAGGCGAUGCAUGGCCCCUGGUCGGACGAUAAGAAAAAGGGACCAAAAAAAAAGGCCAAGCUUUUCCAAACACGGGUCUGA
Sporothrix schenckii 1099-18 is the source of this 510-nucleotide messenger RNA. RefSeq lists its product as uncharacterized. NCBI's taxonomy places the organism in Eukaryota, Fungi, Ascomycota, Sordariomycetes, Ophiostomatales, Ophiostomataceae. The transcript is spliced from 4 exons. Gene Ontology annotation, molecular function: metal ion binding. The coding region runs from base 1 to 510 and encodes 169 amino acids. The record is from RefSeq and is a predicted model, not a curated record.